Messenger RNA from Angiostrongylus costaricensis, 306 nucleotides. The record is from the annotation of a GenBank genome assembly. NCBI's taxonomy places the organism in Eukaryota, Metazoa, Nematoda, Chromadorea, Rhabditida, Metastrongylidae.
AUGGUGACAAUCUAUGCCUACAGUACACGCUCGCUUACAUUUGAAACAUGGAUAGGAGAUUUGGUCAUGCAAGCAAGAAAUAUGAGUUAUGACGUGGUCGGACUGGGUCAGGCAAGAAGAUACCACCCAUUCAUCGCCGUAUAUGACUGGAGAAUAUGGAUAUAUGGAGAUAUGUAUAUGAUGUUGAGAAGAUGGACAUAUAUGGAGAACGGUUCUUGCAAAUAUGCGACAGUUGAGGGGGUGGCGGAGUCGGUGAUCUCGUCAUCACGAGUUUGGCCAACAGCACCGAUUCGUUCCAACAAUUAA